Messenger RNA from Besnoitia besnoiti, 2451 nucleotides. RefSeq names its product macro domain-containing protein. The transcript has 6 exons. NCBI's taxonomy places the organism in Eukaryota, Apicomplexa, Conoidasida, Eucoccidiorida, Sarcocystidae. The coding region runs from base 1 to 2451 and encodes 816 amino acids. The record is from RefSeq and is a predicted model, not a curated record.
AUGUUGCCUACCUGGAACGCUGGGACGUCAGCCAACGCAGGGAUCAUGGGGAAGGCCAAAGCCGCCGCGAGACGCGGGCUCUGCGGCACCGACGCCGCAAGCCUUCCUCGGUUCUCCAAGGACCCCAAAACGCUACUGCGGAAGGUCGUCCUGUACCGGGGGGACAUUACAGAACUGAAUGUAGACGUCAUUGUCAACGCGGCGAAUCACUCCCUUCUGGGCGGUGGAGGCGUGGACGGAGCCAUCCAUCGAAAAGCCGGCCCCCAGCUGCGGGCCUUCAACCGAACACUUGGCGGAUGUAAAACGAGCGAAGUGAAGGCCUCGCCGGCGUUUCAGCUCGCAUGCAAACAGAUCUUCCACACCGUCGGGCCACGGGGCGAGCACCCUCAGGCUCUUCGCAUGUGCUACCUUAACGCCUUGGAACUUCUGAAGAAAGCGAACUUCCGCUCGAUUGCCUUCCCCUGUAUUUCGACGGGCGUCUACGGAUACCCGCAGCUCGCUGCCGCUCAGAACGUCACCGACUGCGUGACAAAGUGGCUGAAGGUCCCUGCAAACUUCGAAUCCGUUGACUUCAUCGUCUUCUGCGUCUUCGAGCGGCAGGACUACAUCUAUUAUGAACAGCUGCUUUCAAAAGUCAAAUGUCGCGCGUCUGUGGCGAUCUCCAGCGUCUUCGCUCCGCGCACAGUCCCAACGGAGGAGUCGGUGGCUUCUCUCUCUGAAGCCACGGAAGGCCUUGUGGCGGAGGACGUUCACGACGCCGCCGCGCCCAGCAUUCCAGCCGCGCGUGCUGAAGACGCAGGAGAUUCCGGGGACGGCGACGAAGAGUCAGAACGUCCGUGCCGAAUGCAGUCUGCAGGCGCGGGCGGAGAGCAGGCGCCCUGGGGCGGGUCGUGGGUGCUGUGCGGAGGCGGCGAAGACGCCACCCGAGAGGAGGAAGACGGGACUGGAGACGACGCGGACGACAAAACCCGGGUGUUUGAGUACAGGGGAAACCAGGAGGGCAUGGAGCUGCAGCCGCUGAAGAGCGCGCUGGUCAAAGAGGCCAGCGGCGAGAGCUCACCGACCAGCCCCGAGCGCAGCAGCGAUGGAAAGAACGAGGGCGACGGCGGCGACUGGCGGGCACGCCGGCAGUCGAUGGACGCUGCUGGGGAGGGCGGGGAGCGCCACAAGCGGCGCGCCUCUGUCGAUGAAGAGGAGGAAGACGACGAGCACGACGACUACGUGACCGAGCACGAGCGUCGCGCCGUCAGACUGGUGGAAAGGAAGGAGGACGCAGACGGCCGGCGCAGGAAGAACGAGCGAAAGGACCGGAGGGAGAAGAAAGACCGACAGAAGAAAGAGACAGCGAGACGACGCGUGAGCGAAGCCUUUGUGCGCCACGUGCAGGAACGGGUCGACGCAGAGCAACGCGUGCGACUGCGCGUGGUGUCGCCGGAUUUCCCUGUCGCGGAACGUGCGCCCGAUGCCGCGGCUGUACCCGAUGCGGAGGGACAGUUGAGUACUCUCCCUCCUGCGCAGGACGAGAUUGCGGUCUCUGUGAACCGCGAGGCAAGCGCAUAUCCUCAGAAACCCCAGGAGCCGAAGGAGAGCGCGUCUCAAUCCUUGGACGACGACAAGUCAGCCGCUGUGUUUCCAGCGGCGACCCCAGCGGAGCCUUCAGAUGAGCCAAGUCCUGCAGCUCGGGAAGAUAGCUUGCGAGGGGCGAAGAACGGCAAAAGGCAGAAGGGGAAGCCGGCGCUCGCUGAGAGCUCACUCGGCGCCCCUCUUCCGCCCGUGGUCUCGUCUCAGGCGUCAGCGUUGCUCCAGGAACCUUCCUCAUCCGUUCAGGAGACGGUUGGCACAGAGGCAGUCUCUGCGGAGUCCUCUGCACGGGCUCAGGACUUUCCCGCGAAGCGUGUAACUCCGACAGGGAAGACGAACCCGCACACAGCUGGAAGCGAGGAGGCGCGCAGCCCACAGGCCAUGAAGAGCGAGCGGAACAGGCGUCGCCGGCGGAAUAGCGCGAGUUCUCAGGGCUCGCCAGGGAUGCUGCUGACGCCGUCUCAGAACGCCGAGAAGGGGUGCACCGAGCGGAAGGCGGCGCAUCGUAAGCAGGCCGACCUAGAGAGUGGCAACGCACCGCACUGCCCUAUGGACGCCCUUGAUCUGCCGCCAGUAGAUCCUCUUUCGGACAGUCCGCAUGCGGGUCUGGCGCGGGUGAAUCAGGAAAUGCGGGAUCCGGAUGCUGCAGAGAAGCUGGGUCGCCUGCAGCAAUCCCAAGCCGCCGAUCUCGGUGACGUCGCUUCAGCUGCCAACGCACCGGCGAGCGCUGCUGCUGAGGCACGCCACAGCAAGCGCCAGUUCAGCUCAGUCUCCUUGCGGCAAAGCGACGACAGCGGAGGCGCCGCGGCGGCGCGAAACCAACGUCACAAAAAGUUUGACAAGAAAGAACAGAAGCAGCGGCACUCGUGA